Molecule: messenger RNA, 4890 nt
Organism: Cladocopium goreaui
Lineage: Eukaryota; Dinophyceae; Suessiales; Symbiodiniaceae
Source: the annotation of a GenBank genome assembly
AUGGCUUUGGGUGGAGUCUAUUCGCAGAGCAGUGGCCCAACAGAGGUGGUCGUCUCUUAUAGAGCUGGGGACACGACGAAGUCGUUCUCCCUGCUGGAAGACCUCACAGGCACCGUGCAGAUCCACUACGAGAUCCCUGGCGUCUUGUUAAACAACAAGGACUACGUCAGCAGCAAGGACCAGGAUUCUGUCUAUACCUUCUUCAGCUCCGUCUCCUGCAGCAACGCCGAUACCUUGGCGUGGGCCACGCUGCGACGCGGCAGCGAUAGCAGCUUCAUCAACAGGCUCACAGCCGCCGGCACGGGCUUAACACCCUGCGGUCUGGUGAAUCUGGCGCUAUUCACCGAUUCCUACGCAUUGGAACGGCAGAACUCCACGGCGUGGGAGGCCGUCAGCAUUGAUUCCAGCAAUGUGGCGUGGAGCAGAGAUCAGUACAGUUUCGAGAAAGUCUACGAGGACCAGGGGACCGUGUACCUGGCGAAUGAACGGGCGAGUUGGCUACCACCCGAAUGGCUCGAACAUUGGAAGGUGUGGCAGCGGACGCCACCUGGCCAAACGGUCCGAAAUCUUUGGGGCGUCGUCGAAGGAGGCCUUGCCAAAGGCAACUAUAGGAUUAACUUCUUAGAAAACAGUCCUAUUUGGGAAGAGUGGGGGGUGCCUGAGAGAAGACUUAUCCUCACAGGCAAUCCCUCGUGGCUUGGGAACAUAGGUGCCAUGCAAACCUUAGCAGGUGCCAUGUUCGUCUUCGGUAGCUGUGAGCUCAUCUUGCUGAUUUCGCUGGUGGUGCUCGUCUUUGUCCUGAAGAUACAACCGGUGGUUUCCGACCCUGACCCUUCGCCACCGCCGCCCGCAGCGCAGAUGGCGCCAGCGCAGAUGGCGCUGGCGUCGCAGCGACAGAGGGAAGUGGUGCACUCCAUGCGCGUGUGUGGGGCGUCGUUCAGUCGCAGCCGCGCUCAAGUGACGCGUGAAGAAUAUGCAAAUGACCAGAGCAAGCAGUUAUCGGGUGGCAGUGAGAGUCAGACGCUGAAGCCGUUUAAUCGGAACAACGGCAACGGUCGGAUCUUUUGUCAUCCCAACGCAACGGUGCGAACCAAUGAAUGCAAGCCUUUCAGAAGGCUCUGGGAGGAUCGAGCGAGCAGAACCAGCUUUUCCGCGCGCUUUGACGAACAAAUGCGACGAACAGUGAUGGCGCAGAGAGCGCGGCAGCUGUUGCGGGUGCCCUUUGUGGAGGCGGCGAGGCGUGGUGGCUCCCUGCUGCUGCGCCACGCGGAAACGGGCGAGCGUUUGGAGGUAGCGCUUGUGGCAGAGGCUGACGUUCACUCGAGAUCCGGAGAGCGCUUUGCUGCCUGGUUGGUGGGUGGUCAGGUUCCCCGUGUGGAUUGUGCCAGUGAGGACGGCUUCCAACAGGCCUUGCGCUACGUGAGAAGACGAGUGCCCGUGGUGAUGCUGAAUUUGGAGCUGAUGCCAGCGACGCGAAAGUGGGAUGUGGAGUACCUAAGACGUCAUUGCAACGAAUGGCCCGGAAUGAACGUGCUUCGAUCAGACAGUACAGAGAACCGCUAUCUCUACUACGUGCCAGAGCAGGCGGAUCGUGACAUGUCGGCCUUCCAGGCUGCGCCGCGGCGAGCGAGCGCCGACCUGCGCCUCUCCUUUGAGACCUUUCUUCAGCGCAGCAAGCAGGACCCAAAGGGGUGCUACUACUUGCAAGCACCGAUGGUCCUGCGCAACGCCACGGAACAGGGCUUGCAGGAGACCUGGAACCGGGGAAUGGAUGCCGAGCUCCGUGCCGAUUGUGAAAGCAGGGUGAACUGGCAAAGACUCGAAGCCUUGCAGGCGGCCGGCGGCUUUGGCUACUGGUCGCGCUCGCAGCUCUUCGUGGGCCCCAGCGAGAGUUUGUCACCGGUGCACUAUGACCAGUACGACAACAUCUACAUGCAGGUGGCGGGCGAAAAGAGGUUCCUCCUCUUCGACCCACGCUGUGCUGAUGGGCUGUAUCCAUUUCCAGUGUCGCACCCUUAUGACGAGUAUGCCAUGGUCGACCUGGAACAACCAGAUCUUCAGUCCUUCCCCAAGCUGCGGUCCUUGGAAGGCCGGGGGAUGGUGGCUUCGGUCAAGAAGGGUGAGGCAAUUUUCAUCCCUACGCAUUGGUGGCAUCAUGUGCAGGGCUUGACGGAGCCAGGGGACGGCCCUUGGAGCAUCAGCGUGAACUUCUGGUUUGCCAUCCACAAGGUCCUGCUGGAGGGGCCGCAUCCAUUUCCUCCACACCUGGAGCUGGAGUUGGCUCGCCACGUCGAGCUGCUUCUUUCGGAUGUCGGAGGCAGUGCGGCUGUGGGAUCCCUCGCGCGGGAACUGCUGGAGGACGCUGAGGGCUCGCGUUCCGAGGUCAAUGAGGUCAGGGCGACGUUGAUCCUCUUCGGGAAUCAAGGUUGUGCUCCAGCGAUUCUGGCUGUGAAGUCGUGGAUGGUGAUGUCAAGUGGUCACAAGUGGUCACAGUUCUCCCAGGAAAAGCGAGCGAAAACCUCGAAGUCGUCUUCCAAGCCGGUGGACAAGGAUCAGCCCAAUGUGGUUGAGAAGUCAUCGAAAGACUCAAAGGCCGAGAAGACCUCGAAGUCAGCCAAGUCCACGAAGGAGCGACUUCCUCCAGGUUGGAUCAAGGUGGCAUCCAAGUCGCAUCCCGGGGCCUUUUACUAUGCCCACCCGGCCAGCAAGCGCACGCAAGCGCAUCCGCCUAAGACCAUGUAUCUGGGCCUCCCCGAGCCCGCAGCCAGCGAGCCGCUGACGCUGCUGGGGACGCCGCUGCCGGGCGCCAAAGUGCAGAAGGCGGCGGAAGAGGCGAAGGAGGCGAAGGAGGCCAAAGCGCGUGCCGAAGCGGCCAAAGCACAGCGUGCAAAGGAUGAAACCCUGAGAAAACAGCAGGAAAGGAAUGAAAAGCUGAAGAAAGCGGAGGAGGAGGCGAAGGUCGAAAGCCGCGCGGCCGAGGAGGUGAUCCGCAAGGCGCGGGAGAAGCGCAAAGCAGAGGCGGAGAGCCAAAGUCAAUUUGAAGCGGAGGGAAGCGUGCCCACGCGCCCGAAGCGUGAGAAGAAAGCUGUGGGGAUCCAUUUCGAUCGCUCCAAACAGGAGGAAAUGGCGCAGGACAGCGACGGCGAGUCGGAGGAGUUAGAUCUGGAGAAGUUGAAGAAGAAGUUCCGCGCCAAGGUUGAAGCUCGAAACCUCGAGCUGAUUCCGGACUUGGACUUCAGCGACGAACCGCUGCCGCCGCUGCCGCCCCCGCCGCCGCUGGCGCCCUUGCCGCCGCCGCCGCUGGAAGAAGCGCGGCCAGCGGAGGUGAAAAUGGACAAGAAGGACGAAGCCAUAUGGUGCCUCAGAGGAAAAGAAGAUGAAACGAAAAGCGAAAGAACAAGAAUUGAAAGCCUUGAAGCAAAGCAUGAGCAAGGAGGAGAAGAAGAGAUUCAAAAAGAUCCGCAAGAUGCAGAAGCUCCAGGCCAAAGUGGCGAAGGCCGAGAAGGCGCUGAAGAAGUCCGAGAAGAUGUUGAAGAAAGGUGCCUCUGCUUCAAGUUCAUCGUCCUCCUCGAGCAGCAGUUCAUCGUAAGGCUGUCAAGUGGAGGCCCCAGUUUGCUUCUGCGGAACUUCGUGCUGGAUCGCCUCGCACAUCUCCUGGGCCCCGGAAACGUACAGGGCUACCUGGCGGAACAUUUCCCGGCGGAGCGUUUCCAUCGGAGUUUGGUGGCCAAGGCCCUUGGGCCCAGCGAAAGGGGCGCAAAAAGACCGUGGCAACCCUGGUGGUCAGGUGAGGCCGGUAGCUAUGCCAGCUAUGCCCUGAUGGCAGAGUCUCCAGGCAGCGCCCAAUCCGAGCUCUUCGAGGCCGAGGGCGGAGCGGAAGCGCCGCCCAGAUCUGAGGCAGUGCAGCAGGAAUUGCUUGUGAAGGCGUCAUUGAAAGAGCUGAACUAUGACAUUUUGGAGGAUGACGAAAACAGCGACGUGGCAUCGCCAUUUUCAGAGGGCUGCAGUGCUGAUGAGGGCAGUGAGAAGAGAGGCUCUCGGAGUCGGAGCCCACGGCGGCUUGGCGCAUGGUGGGACGAUGACGAGGCCGUUCCAAAGCCGAAUGGCCGCGAAAUCCAAGCUCCCAUCAAGACGGAGGAGGAGAAGCAAAAGGGUAUUGAAGAGCUCACUCGUGCAGAACAAGAGCUGGAGGAGCAGCGCUUAAUCGCCCACGCCUCCGUCCUGGCGGGCCUGAACCGCGAUGGCGACGGCGACGGAGACUCGGCCACCAGCGAGGCGCCGGAAGGCGCUGCGCCGCAACCGGAGCGACCUCCUCCUCGAACCCCGCCGCGCUUCCGCAGUGAGGGACCUAUGGAGGUGGGCUUGGAAUGGCUGGAGCGGCAGCUGAAAAAGUUGUCGUCUCAAGGUUUGCAGAGUUUCGCAGAUCGGGUCCACAAAGACGUGAUCAGGAGGGGUGGUCCGGACGCGCCAUACAAGGUGAUGGCAUUGUUCGGCAAGGCCUUCCUGAAGGAGAAGGACGAAAGACGGAGGAAGGUGUUCUUCUAUGCCUUCAACGAGCUCUGUCGACCCUUGCGGAAGGAGCCCAACAGCAGCUACAGCAAAGUCAUGCGUCACGCCUCCUGGGGCUUUUUGAAGACCAUGACGCGCGGCACGGAACUGCUUAGCCAAGCCGAGAGGGCCUACUACCCGCGCUUUCUUCGUCGACAUUCCAGCUCUAGCGACGAGGCGUCCUUCAUUUGGCGCGCAGCUGGAGAGUCCAAAGAUACGAAGGAGUGGCAGGAGCGUUUGACGCGUUGGGAAGCGGCGCUGAUGAGCGGCACGGUGUUGUCGGCGUCGAGCUACGACACGAGGGGCUCCAGACAUGAAAAGAAGGUGAGGCUUUUCCGGUGA